Messenger RNA from Dracunculus medinensis (Guinea worm), 1404 nucleotides. The record is from the annotation of a GenBank genome assembly. NCBI's taxonomy places the organism in Eukaryota, Metazoa, Nematoda, Chromadorea, Rhabditida, Dracunculidae.
AUGCGAGCGGGUGUGUCUCAUCGCUUAGAAAAUGAAAAUGGUAGUUUUGUUGUACUCCUGUUGUCAUGUACUAGUCUGAUGGUACUUGGUUUGGCGGUUGCUAAUUUUCGAUUUUAUAUGAAUCCAGAAACAAAUUACGUUCGUCUUCGUGGCUUACCUUUUGCAGCAAAAGAAGCUGAUGUGCGUAAUUUCCUUCAGGGUAUUUCUGCUAAAUCUGUUACAUUCACUUUAACUGCUAAUGGACGGGCGAGUGGGGAAUGUUAUGUUGAGUUAGCUGAUGUGGCAGCAGCAAAAGAAGCUCGUAAAUUUGAUCGAAAUGAAAUUAGUGGGCGUUAUAUCGAAGUGUUUCCUGUAACGGAAGGAGAAUUGGCAAUGAUGGUUCGACAUGGAGUUUUGCGAGGCACAGGCGAUUCGGUAGAUGGGCGUUAUUCUAGCAAUUAUGUUGUUCGUUUAAGGGGUCUGCCAUAUAGUGCAACUGUUGACGAUAUAAAAGAUUUUUUCUCAGGACUGGAUGUAGCGGACGUUGUCAUCGACAAGGAGCAGGGGGGUCGGCCUUCCGGGGAGGCUUUCGUUCGUUUGGCAAGCAAGCAGCACGCAGAAAUGGCUCUCGAAAGGAGCAAAAACUACAUGGGUUCGAGAUAUGUUGAGGUCUUCCGCAGUUCUGCUGAAGAAAUGGAAAAUAGCCAUUAUGCAGCACGUGGAAUUCCACCACCAACAGGCGGUCCUAUUCCACUUCGUGGUUUAAGUCCACCGUUGGAUUAUCGUUAUUCGUUCAGAGAACGUUACGGUUAUGUUGGCGGAUAUGGCGGUGGUGGAGGAUAUGGUCCUAUGCGUGCUUUCGGUAAUCGUUCUCGGCCUUCGCCUUAUGAUCGGCCGUUUGAGAGAGAUAGAUAUCCAAGACCUCGCUACGAUGAACUUGAUGAAUUUGCUUAUGACGCACCUUUAAAAGUCUUUAUGCGAGGAUUGCCGUACAAUGUAUCAGCGAUGGAUAUUGAGGAAUUUUUUAAGCCGUUACAUUGUGUUGAAAUAAAGCUGGGCUAUAAUGAUGAGCGUCGACUGUCUGGUGACGGCCUAGUUACUUUUGCGUCAGCUGCAGAAGCAAGGGAUGCAUUGUCACGUAACAAAAGAAAUAUUGGAACCAGGUACAUUGAGUUAUUCCCAGGUACUAGCAUUCCGUAUCCCUUGAAGUGCACAGCAUUUCGUACAAUUGGAGGUAUUGGUCCCCGUGGCCCACCUCCACGAAAUUACAGCUCUUUUGCUGAAGAUGAUGAAUUUGGUUACGGUGGCUAUGGUGGAAGUGCUGGCAAUGGCAGUGGUCAACAGUAUUACAACGAUCAAUACGAGGGUCGUCAGUCGAAAUAUAGUCGUGAAUGGGGUGAACCUCCAACUAGAGCAGCAUGGUGA